CCCGUCAACGUUUUCCAUGUCUCCAGUCCAUGCGGCUUUUGCAGCCAUCGCCAUCCGUAAUUCUGCCCUCCUGCCUUCUUCUCCUCUUUUCUUUUUUUUUUUUGCUUUUGCUCGCUGUCCCUCUCCGUCUCCUGUUCUCCUUUUAAUUCCCGCAUUGCGUUGGGGCCUCCUCCAACACGCACAUCGAACUUAGAGACUUACUCCGCCAACUCUUUAGCUCGUCCCUGCUGAACCGUGGGCGGCGAUAUAUUUUUUUCUUUUCCCCUCUGGAAGUGCCACGCGACAAACCCUGUCGCCCUAGUGGACGACUGCGUCGUCUGCUUGCUUGUUUGCGCAAGUGAUUUUUUGUCAACCUUAUUUUCCUCCCUCGUCCAAGAACGAUGCUCCGUAGUUCUCUGUUUAAGGCGGGCAGCCGCGCGGCGCGAUGUGCCUCCUCUCCCUCGGCCGCGAUUCCCUCAAGAUGCCUCUCCGCCGGCCUCGCCCGACCUUCGACUGCGCCCGCCGGCGCGCUCUCGCCGGGCCGUCGCCCACUAGCCGUCGCCUCCUCGAGGCGCUUCGCGAGCGCCCUCUCGAGCCCUCCCGAUGCCAACGACAACUUCCUAUCGGGCAACACGGCAAACUACAUCGAUGAGAUGUACAUGGAGUGGAAGCGCGACCCCCAGAGCGUUCACGUCUCGUGGCAGGUCUACUUCAAGAACAUGGAGUCGGGCGAUAUGCCCAUCUCACAAGCCUUCACCCCUCCGCCAUCGUUGGUCCCCGGCGCUACCGGUGGUGUCCCUGGAUUUGCCGGAAACCCGGGCAUGGGCUUCGACCAAGGCUCUGACGUAGCCAACCACCUCAAGGUGCAGCUGCUCGUUCGCGCAUACCAGGCCCGUGGCCACCACAAGGCCAACAUCGACCCCCUUGGCAUUCGCAAUGACUCCAAGGGCUUUGGAAACAUCAAGCCGAAGGAGCUCGCACUUGAACACUACCAGUUUACCGAGAAGGACCUCGACACCGAGUACACUCUCGGCCCCGGUAUCCUGCCCCGCUUCAAGAAGGACGGCCGUGAGAAGAUGACGCUCCGCGAGAUUGUGGCCGCAUGCGAAAAGAUCUACUGCGGCUCCUACGGCGUCGAGUUCAUUCACAUUCCCGAUCGCGAAAAGUGCGACUGGCUCCGCGAGCGCAUCGAGACCCCGCAACCCUUCAAAUACUCGAUAGACGAGAAGCGCCGCAUCCUCGACCGCCUUAUCUGGAGUUCAAGUUUCGAGGCCUUCCUGGCCACAAAGUACCCCAACGAUAAGCGUUUCGGUCUGGAGGGAUGCGAAACCCUUGUUCCUGGCAUGAAGGCUCUGAUCGACCGCAGCGUCGACUACGGGGUGAAGGAUAUCGUCAUUGGCAUGCCCCACCGCGGUCGUCUCAACGUGCUCAGCAACGUUGUCCGCAAGCCCAACGAGUCUAUCUUCAGCGAGUUUGCCGGCACCGCGGGCGCCGAGGAUGAGGGUUCGGGAGACGUCAAGUACCAUCUGGGUAUGAACUUUGAGCGCCCCACCCCCUCGGGCAAGCGCGUGCAACUAUCCCUUGUGGCCAACCCCUCGCAUCUCGAGGCCGAGGAUCCUGUCGUGCUCGGAAAGACGCGUGCCAUCCAGCACUACAACAAUGACGAGACCACUCACCGCACCGCCAUGGGUGUCCUCCUCCAUGGUGACGCGGCCAUCGCCGGCCAGGGUGUCGUGUAUGAGUGCCUGGGCUUCCACUCGCUGCCUGGCUACUCCACGGGUGGCACCGUUCACCUCGUUGUCAACAACCAGAUCGGCUUCACCACCGACCCCCGCUUCUCUCGCUCGACAGCCUACUGCACCGACAUUGCCAAGGCCAUCGACGCCCCCGUGUUCCAUGUCAACGCCGACGACGUCGAGGCGGUCAACUACGUGUGCCAACUCGCGGCCGACUGGCGCGCUGAAUUCCAGCAGGACGUCAUUAUCGAUCUGAUCUGCUACCGCAAGCACGGGCACAACGAGACCGACCAGCCGUCCUUCACGCAGCCGCUCAUGUACAAGCGCAUCCAGUCGCACGAGCCGCAGAUCGACAUCUACGUCAACCAGCUGCUCAAGGACGGCACUUUCACCAAGGGGGACAUUGAGGAGCACAAGCAAUGGGUCUGGGGCAUGCUCGAGGACAGCUUCUCCAAGUCCAAGGACUACCAACCCACGUCCAAGGAAUGGACCACGUCUGCCUGGAACGGCUUCAAGUCGCCCAAGGAGCUUGCCAGCGAGGUCCUCCCGCAUAGCCCGACGGGCGUCGACAAGCAGACGCUCGAGCACAUCGGCGAGGUCAUUGGCACUGCGCCCGAGGGCUUCAACCUGCACCGAAACCUGAAGCGCAUUCUGACGGCCCGCACCAAGUCGGUGCAUGAGGGCAAGAACAUCGACUGGUCGACGGCUGAAGCGCUGGCCUUUGGAUCUCUGGUGACCGAGGGCCACCACGUGCGCGUGUCGGGUCAGGACGUUGAGCGCGGCACCUUCUCGCAGCGCCAUGCCGUGUUCCACGACCAGGAGAGCGAGGAGACCUACACGCCCCUUCAAAAGAUCAGCAAGGACCAGGGCAAGUUUGUGGUUUCAAACUCGUCGCUCAGCGAGUUUGGCGUCCUCGGGUUCGAGUACGGCUACUCGCUGACGUCGCCCAAUGCGCUGGUCAUGUGGGAGGCUCAGUUUGGCGACUUUGCCAACAACGCACAGUGCAUCAUCGAUCAGUUCGUCGCGUCGGGUGAGGUGAAGUGGAUGCAGCGCACAGGACUGGUCAUGUCCCUGCCCCAUGGUUACGAUGGUCAGGGCCCUGAGCACUCCUCGGGCCGCCUCGAGAGGUAUCUGCAGCUUUGCAACGAGGACCCGCGCGUGUUCCCUGCCGAGGAGAAGCUGCAGCGCCAGCACCAGGACAGCAACAUGCAAAUCGCCUACAUGACCACUCCGGCCAACCUGUUCCACAUUCUGCGCCGCCAGAUGAACAGGCAGUUCAGGAAACCUCUCAUCAUCUUCUUCUCCAAGUCGCUGCUGAGGCACCCGCUGGCGCGCUCCGACAUUGAGGAGUUCACGGGCGACUCGCAGUUCCACUGGAUCAUCCCCGACCCUGCGCAUGAGGCUGGAGCCAUCAAGCCCCACGACGAGAUCGAGCGCGUGAUCCUCUGCUCGGGCCAGGUUUACGCAGCGCUGCACAAGUACCGCGCCGACAACCAGCUCGAUAACGUCGCCAUUACGCGUAUCGAGCAGCUGCACCCUUUCCCGUGGAAGCUGCUGCGCGACAACCUUGACCGGUACCCCAAUGCCAAGACCAUCGUCUGGGCCCAGGAGGAGCCCCUGAACGCCGGCGCCUGGAGCUACACGCAGCCGCGUAUCGAGACCCUGCUGAACCAGACUCAGCACCACGACCGCAAGCACGUCAUGUAUGCUGGCCGCAACCCGAGCGCCUCGGUCGCAACGGGCAUGAAGUCGUCGCACACCAAGGAGGAGCAGGAGCUGCUUGAGAUGGCCUUCAGCGUGAGGCAAGACAAGCUAAAGGGGGAGUAAGAGAGAUGAGGAAAAAGUGGCAGGUGACGCCGCUGGGCGUACCAGUUUGCCACGGUGGCGGAGAUGGCUGAGCGUGUUGUUUGCCAAGGUGUCAUGGUGCCAUCUUAGAUAUUUUCUUGAGUGAUAUAGGGGCGCUGCGUCUUUUUCUGUGUUGCUUGCUUGGCUGGAUUGGCAGGCAGGCAAGUGACUCGCCUUUGUACCCUAAUAGCCGAAACAAAAUAUCAAACACGAGUGAUGACUAGGCAUUGCCUGGGGCCUUUGGCGGGGAAUUGGGUCGGUUGCACCGCACAUCCCAGGGUAGCUUGGCGGAACCAUCGGUCAAGGCGGUCACCAGAUGCGUAUAAUAGAAUAUGUAGUUGUUGUUUAUUCUUGCUUGUAUUCCUAUGAAUAGAGUAUUCAUCGGCCAUCGGCUGCCCGUCUGUUUUAGGUACCCAAACAUGCAACGCCCUUUGGCCCAGUAUCUGC
Gaeumannomyces tritici R3-111a-1 is the source of this 4007-nucleotide messenger RNA. Its product is annotated as 2-oxoglutarate dehydrogenase. Bases 381 to 3542 code for a protein of 1053 amino acids. The record is from RefSeq and is a predicted model, not a curated record. Gene Ontology annotation, biological process: tricarboxylic acid cycle. Gene Ontology annotation, cellular component: oxoglutarate dehydrogenase complex; mitochondrion. The transcript is spliced from 3 exons. Gene Ontology annotation, molecular function: oxoglutarate dehydrogenase (succinyl-transferring) activity; thiamine pyrophosphate binding. NCBI's taxonomy places the organism in Eukaryota, Fungi, Ascomycota, Sordariomycetes, Magnaporthales, Magnaporthaceae.